Molecule: messenger RNA, 1333 nt
Organism: Serinus canaria (Common canary)
Lineage: Eukaryota; Metazoa; Chordata; Aves; Passeriformes; Fringillidae
Gene: PGA5
Product: pepsinogen A5
Exons: 9
Coding region: 90-1229 (379 amino acids)
Biological process (GO): proteolysis
Molecular function (GO): aspartic-type endopeptidase activity
Source: RefSeq, a predicted model, not a curated record
UUUCUUAUCGAGGCCUCUGGCCAAACACCGGAGCCAGGAUAUAAGGAGCGGGGCCGGGAUUGGAGGCACAUUUUCCGUGAGCUCCCACCAUGAAGCUGCUCCUGCUCCUCGUCCUUGUGGGCCUGGCCCAGGGCUUCCAGACCAGGGUGCCCCUGAGGAAGAUGAAGUCGCUGCGGCAGAGGCUGCGGGAGCAGGGAUUGCUGGAGAGUUACCUGGAGCAGCAUCCCUACAACCUGGCUGCCAAGUAUUUCCCGGGCAUCACCGUGGAGCCCCUGGAGAACUACAUGGAUGAUGAGUACUUUGGCACCAUCUCCAUUGGGACCCCACCUCAGGAAUUCACCGUGGUCUUUGACACUGGCUCCUCCAACCUCUGGGUUCCCUCAGUCUUCUGCUCCAGCCCAGCCUGCAGGAACCACAACCGCUUCAAUCCCGCGGAAUCCUCCACAUUCCUCAGCACCAAUGAGACCCUGUUCAUCGCCUACGGCACGGGAAGCAUGACUGGAGUCCUGGGAUACGACACCGUCAACGUUGCUGGCAUCAGCGUCCGCAACCAGAUUUUUGGGCUGGCUGAGACAGAGCCAGGGGAUUUCUUCUACUACUCCCCCUUUGACGGCAUCCUGGGGUUGGCAUUCCCAAGCAUUGCCUCCUCCGGAGCCACCCCUGUCUUCGACAACAUGAUGAUGGAAAACCUUGUGGAUAGUCAUCUUUUCUCUGUCUACCUGAGCAGGGAUGACAAAGGAGGGAGCUUUGUCCUCUUUGGUGCCAUCGAUCCCUUCUACACCACCAAAGGCAUCUCCUGGAUCCCACUCUCUGCUGAAACCUACUGGCAGAUCACCAUGGAGAGCGUCUCUGUCAGCGGGACUCCAGUGGCCUGUUCCUCGGGAUGCCAGGCCAUCGUGGAUACAGGAACCAGUCUGCUGGCUGUUCCUAUGCGGGCCUUCCGGACCCUCAUGAAGCACCUUGGUGCCAGCUCCAGUGGUGAGAUCAGCUGUGAGGCCACCAAAAACCUUCCCAGCCUCAUCUUCCAUAUCAAUGGUCAAGAAUUCCCAUUGCUGCCCAGAGCCUACGUGGUAAAGCAGAGUAACGGGUACUGCAGCCUGGGAUUGCAAGGCAUGGAUGUGCCCACGGAGGAGGGCGAGCUCUGGAUCCUGGGGGAUGUCUUUAUCCGGGAGUAUUAUGUCAUCUUCGACAGGGCCAACAACAAGGUGGGGCUGUCCCAGCUGCCGUGAGCUGGGAUGGGAAUCCCAGGUGUCCCUAACUCGGUGGCUGGCAGGGCUUGUCCCUUUCCCAGCACUCCUUCCACCACUGAGGACAAUAAAGUUGUGGUGAAGCA